AUGUGGCUGCAACAUUAUGUUCUGGUGGAUGAUGCUAUUAAGGACGAGGUGACACAUGGUGAAAGGUGUGUAUCUUUCUAUCAUAAAAAGUUUACCAAUAGAGUUAAUACUUAGCCUAAUUAAUUUAUACAGCAUUUUCAUUUAAAUAGUCAACUACUAAUAGCAAGACUAAAUUUUUGUUUCUGUCUAUAUAGAUUUAAUUCUGUGAGAGGCUUCAGAGAAUGGGCAACCUGUGGAUCCAAUCAUCACUGAGGAGGAGGACCGUUCUCUGGGAGAAGAGUCAGGGCUGUUUGCAGCAUAUCGCAAAAGACAAAAAAGAGAAGUAUGUGGCACUCCAGCAUCUCAGCCUCUACCUUGACAUUUGCGAAGGACAGAACAACCUUUUGUUCAGGGCUAUGAACAGAAACACUCUACAUUCACUGUUCCGAGUGGCAGUGAGGGUCUUGGCAGUGCCUGCAUCAAGUGCUUCUGUGGAGCGUGUGUUCAGCCAUGGGGGAAUCAUACUGCGGCCCCAUCGCUCACAAAUGGGUGAUAGAUUCUUGGCCAAUUUGAUCUUUUGUAAAUGCAAUGCAUUGUAA
Coregonus sp. 'balchen' is the source of this 578-nucleotide messenger RNA. The record is from the annotation of a GenBank genome assembly. NCBI's taxonomy places the organism in Eukaryota, Metazoa, Chordata, Actinopteri, Salmoniformes, Salmonidae.